Messenger RNA from Aspergillus oryzae RIB40, 978 nucleotides. RefSeq lists its product as uncharacterized. NCBI's taxonomy places the organism in Eukaryota, Fungi, Ascomycota, Eurotiomycetes, Eurotiales, Aspergillaceae. The coding region runs from base 1 to 978 and encodes 325 amino acids. The transcript has a single exon. The record is from RefSeq and is a predicted model, not a curated record.
AUGGCCCAUCACGUAUCUAGCGUCGCCUGGUCAGCUAACAGACUCGACGUCUUCGGCAUUGGCACUGAUAAUGCCUGCUGGCAUAUGUGGUGGAAUGCUUCCAGCUGGGGUGGAUGGGAAUCACUCGGUGGAGUGUUCAGCAGUCCCAUUGAAGCUGUCAGCUGGGGCCCGAACAGGAUUGACCUUUUUGGCCCUGGCACCGACAACACCUGCUACCACAAGUACUGGAAUGGAUCCAGCUGGAGCGGCUGGGACAAACACGGAGGGGUUGCCAGUAGUGCUGUCCGUGCCGUGAGCUGGGGUCCCAAUCGACUGGGCAUCAUUGUACGCGGCACAGAUAAUGCCUGCUGGCACAAAUGGUGGAACGGCUCGAGCUGGGCCGGAUGGGAGUCACUCGGCGGCAAGAUAAACAGUUGCGUUGAGACCAUUAGCUGGGGACGCAACAGGCUAGAUCUGUUCACCUUGGGUACCGACAACGCUGUCUGGCAUAAAUGGUGGAAUGGAAGCAGUUGGGGUGGAUGGGAGAGCCUUGGAGGUGUCGCUACCAGUCCUGUCUCCGCUGUUUCUUGGGCCUCUAACAGUAUUGAUCUCUUUGUCAAAGGCACUGAUAAUGCUUUGUGGCAAAGAUGGUGGGAUGGUACCAACCGGGGUGUCUGGGAGUCCCUUGGUGGAGUCGUUACUAGUGAUGUCAAAGUUGCUAGCUGGGGCAAAGAUCAUCUGGAUGUAUUUGUGCGAGGGUCUAAGAAUGACGCUUGGCAUAUAUCCUGGCACAAUGGUAAAUGGGGCCAAUGGGGUCGACUCGGUGACAAGACCUUGUUUAGUGCAAUCUCAGCUGUGUGCUGGGGCGUUGGUCGACUGGAUCUUUUUGCAGUUGCGACUGACAAAAACGCCCUUUUGCAUCAGGCAUGGGACGGCAAAGCUUGGCGAGGGUGGGAGAGCUGUGGUGGGAUCUUGCUCAGCCAGCUUCGGAACGUUUAG